AUGAAGCAUUUUGCACGGCUGACGAUCCUAACUUUGCGCAAACGAGCACGGUCGGCGGAAAACAGUAUCGACGUCAAGUUGGUGUCACUGAACAAAUUAAAUUCACAUGCAGGGCGUCUUGAUAGUGAUGAGAAGUCGAUAUCCGCUCGUCAAGCUCUGUUUGACACGCUGACUCAAGAGAUAGAAGGACUAUUGACGAAACUGACGCACGUCAAUGAUGAGAUGAAUGAUGUUGUUGGAGCGCAAAGUUCGGCUGGUUGGGCGAUGAAUCCAGCGGUCCAGCAUACCCUCCGAAGGCAUCGUGAAAUUUUGAGAGACUACGGUACGGAAUUUCGCAGAGCCCGCGAUAAUGUGCAACAGCAACUGCAGAGAGAAUCAUUGCUCUCCGGUGGUGUGAGCGGAUCUAACCCGGAUGGGUCUUGUCUCAACAAUCGUGUCAAAGGCUCUGACUUAUAUCUCAAAGAAAAUGAACACAUCAGCAGCUGCGAUCGACUUAUCGAUGAGCAGAUGAGAGAAUCAUUGCUCUCCGGUGGUGUGAGCGGAUCUAACCCGGAUGGGUCUUGUCUCAACAAUCGUGUCAAAGGCUCUGACUUAUAUCUCAAAGAAAAUGAACACAUCAGCAGCUGCGAUCGACUUAUCGAUGAGCAGAUGAGCAUAGCAAUGGCGACAAAAGAAAAUUUACAACGUCAAAGUAUGAGCUUAAGAGGGAUCGGAAAGAAAAUGGACACUCUGGCCAAGAAAUAUCCCGAUGAUCAGCAAUGUAAUGCAGAAAAUUCAGUACAAGAAGCGAAAAGAUGCAGUAAUACUGGCAACAGUAGUGACAUGUUGCUUAAUAUUUGUGUUCUUCUACCUGAAGAGUUGAGCUGA
This is a messenger RNA of Ostertagia ostertagi, 867 nucleotides long. Lineage: Eukaryota; Metazoa; Nematoda; Chromadorea; Rhabditida; Trichostrongylidae. The record is from the annotation of a GenBank genome assembly.